GUUGCUAAUGAGCCUCAACCCCUCACAACCCAACAGCUAUGCCGCCAAAGAAAACAAAAGCGGCGGCUGGGCCAGUUGCAGCUUCAUCUGCAAGAGGAGCUUCUUCAAAGAAGGGCACUGCUGACCCUCCCCCUCCUUCCGAUGCGCAAGAAGAAACAAGCACAGCUCCUGUGAAGCGCAAAAGGGCAAGUGCAAAGGCGAAAGCUGAGGAAAAACCUAGACUCAGAGGACCAGACGAUGGCUUUGCUGCUUUGCUUGAGCCAUUCUAUGCGAACAAGAAGUUGACAGAUCCCAUAAAUACAGCCAAGGACAAAUGGAACCUUCUGCCAGCUUUUUUGAAAGUCAAGGGCUUGGUCAAACAACAUAUCGACUCCUUUAACUUCUUUAUCGAGCACGAAAUUAAGGACAUUGUCAAGGCAAAUAAGAGAAUUACCAGCGAUGUUGACCAGCACUUCUUCCUUGAGUAUACCGAUGUUACUAUUGGAGAACCAGACCGCAUGGAAUUCGAUGACCGGCAAGCAUCUAACGAUAUAACACCAAAUGAGUGCCGAUUACGAGAUUUGACAUAUGCAGCGCCCAUCCGAGUUAAUGUCAAAUAUGUUCGAGGCAAACAAGUUAUUACAAGGACCGAUAUUGCCAUCGGACGGUUACCCAUUAUGCUUCGAAGCUCAAAGUGUCGACUUUCAGGAAAGAAUGAUGGGGAAAUGGCACGUAUGAAUGAGUGUGCUCUGGAUCCAGGUGGAUACUUCAUUGUCAAUGGUACAGAGAAGGUCAUUCUUGUCCAAGAACAGUUGAGCAAGAACAGAGUGAUUGUGGAGACAGACUUAAAGAAGAACAUUGUUUCUGCUUCUGUUACCAGUUCUACGCACGAGAGAAAGUCCAAGAGUUACGUGUUACUCAAGAAAGAGCGAAUCUACCUACAGCAUAAUAUUCUGACCGAAGCUAUACCAAUCGUGAUUGCACUUAAGGCACUGGGAAUCCAAUCAGACCAUGAAAUGUUACUUUUAGUGGCUGGUACAGACAGCAUCUAUCAGGACGACUUUGCGGUCAACUUCGAAGAUUGCUCUAAGCUGGGUGUUUUCUCGCAGCACCAAGCACUCGAAUGGAUUGGAGCUCGGGUCAAGAUGGGCGCCAGGGGCAAGACAGCAGGUGCACCUCAACGUAGAAACCCAACCGGAGAUGCUUUAGAAGCUUUGGCGAACAUCAUCAUCACCCACGUACCUGUCCACGGCCUGGAUUUCCGUCCAAAGGCUCUCUACAUCUGCUUCAUGGUCCGUCGAGUCCUGAUGGCAAUGCACGACCCGAAACUUGUUGAUGAUCGCGAUUAUGUCGGAAACAAGCGUCUGGAAUUGGCUGGUCAACUUCUUUCUUUGCUAUUUGAAGAUUUAUUCAAGAAGUUCAACUCCGAUCUGAAGAUGAAUAUCGACAAAGUCUUGAAAAAGCCAAAUCGGACUAUGCAAUUCGACGCAUUCAACUAUCUACAAUCUCACGGCAAUUCAAUUACACAAGGCAUGAACCGUGCCAUUUCAACUGGCAACUGGAGCGUCAAGCGUUUCAAGAUGGAAAGGGCUGGUGUGACACACGUACUCAGCAGACUGAGUUAUAUCAGUGCCCUGGGUAUGAUGACUCGUAUCAGUUCUCAAUUCGAGAAGACCAGGAAAGUCAGUGGUCCUCGUGCGCUUCAGCCAUCUCAAUUCGGUAUGCUUUGCCCGUCCGAUACUCCAGAAGGAGAAGCAUGUGGUCUUGUCAAGAAUCUGGCACUCAUGACGCACAUCACCACGAACGAUCUUGAGGAACCAGUGAAGAAAUUGGUCUUUGUUCUGGGUGCUGAAGAUAUCGUCUCCAUGAGUGGAAAGGAGAUUUACGACGUGGGAGCAUAUGUUGUUUUCGUCAAUGGAACGCCUAUCGCACUCACCAAGCAACCGAAGGCGUUCCUAAACUCCUUCAGAAAGUUCAGACGUACAGGACGAGUUUCAGCUUUCGUCAGUAUCUACAUCAACCACCACACUAAUGCUGUUCACAUCGCCACCGACGAGGGAAGAAUUUGUAGACCUCUCAUUAUCGUCGAAAACCAGAAGUCUAAGGUCACCAGACGGUCGCUCGAGGCGUUGCGAUCUGGUAAAAUGGAUUUUGACGACUUUCUCUACCGAGGAUUUAUCGAGUAUGUUGAUGUCAACGAGGAGAACGACUCCGAGAUUGCUCUGUACGAGAAGGAGAUCAACGAGACAACUACGCAUCUUGAGAUUGAGCCUUUCACGAUUCUAGGAGCUGUUGCGGGACUCAUUCCAUAUCCUCACCACAACCAAUCUCCUCGUAAUACUUACCAAUGUGCAAUGGGUAAGCAAGCUAUUGGAGCUAUUGCAUAUAACCAGUUUUCCCGGAUCGAUACCCUCCUGUACCUCAUGGUCUACCCGCAGCAACCCAUGGUCAAGACUCGGACUAUCGAGCUGAUUCAUUACGACAAACUCCCAGCUGGACAGAAUGCUACAGUUGCCGUUAUGUCUUACUCUGGUUACGAUAUCGAGGACGCUUUAGUUUUGAACAAAUCAUCCUGUGACCGAGGUUUUGGGCGAUGCCAGGUUUUCCGCAAAAAUAUGGUACAGUUGAAGAAAUAUCCGAAUCGUUCCGCAGAUCGAUUAGGGGAUCCUCAGCGCGACGAAAAAGACCCAAGCAAACUUAUUGCGAAGCACCGCAUUCUGGGUUCUGACGGUAUUGGCUCAGUGGGCGAACGGAUUGUCUCUGGUGAAAUCUUUAUCAAUAAAGAGACCCCAUUAAACACUAUGUCUACUGGCAUUGGUUCUGACUAUGGAACCAAUGAUUACAAGCCCGCACCCUCCACCUACCGCGCUUACGACUACGCAUAUAUCGACAAAGUCAUGCUCUCACAGAAUGAUCGUGAUGACUUGGUUGUCAAAGUACAGACUCGGCAAACACGACGACCAGAAUUGGGCGACAAGUUCUCUUCUCGCCAUGGGCAAAAAGGUGUGGUUGGUAUCAUCGUCAAUCAAGAAGACAUGCCAUUCGCCGACUCAGGUGUCACUCCUGACAUCAUCAUGAACCCUCACGGUUUCCCAUCCCGUAUGACGGUGGGGAAGAUGCUGGAGCUUCUCUCUGGCAAGGCAGGGGUUCUGAACGGUACACUAGAAUACGGAACUGCCUUCGGAGGCAGUAAUGUCGACGAUAUGGGCAGCAUUCUCAUUAAGAACGGCUUCUCAUACUCCGGCAAGGACUUCGUCACGAGCGGUAUUACUGGUGAAUCUCUCCCUGCCUACAUCUUCUUCGGGCCCAUCUACUACCAGAAACUCAAGCACAUGGUCCAAGACAAGAUGCACUCCCGUUCUCGCGGUCCCCGCGCGAUCCUGACUCGUCAACCAACAGAAGGUCGUUCUCGUGACGGUGGUCUUCGUCUGGGAGAGAUGGAACGUGAUUGUCUCAUCGCCUACGGAGCCAGUCAACUACUUCUGGAGAGACUCAUGUUGAGCAGUGAUGCGCACGAGGUGGAUAUCUGCGAAACGUGCGGAUUGAUGGGAUAUCAAGGGUGGUGCCAAACAUGUAAGAGCACACGGGGUGUCACCAAAAUGACGAUGCCCUAUGCGGCGAAGUUGUUGGUGCAGGAGAUGCUGAGUAUGAAUGUUUUGGUGAGAUUGAAGCUCGAGGAUGAGUUUCCUCACGGCAAAUAAAUCUCGAGGGAUCUUUUGGGUGGGCGAUUUGGGAUAUGAGGCAUAAAGGAUGAGAUCUGGAUGAAGGACGCAUGAAUGACGAGAUUGCUGUAUAGAAAUGCAUUUCUGGCGUUGCAAGGGCGCAAAUAGGAGGGUUGCAUAGCCUUGGCGUACUGGAAUAUCUUCUUAGACAAAAAAUCAGGUCAGGCCAAUAUGUCUUAAAUGAUAAAUGCGAAAUAAUAACCUGGUCAUACGAGGAAGUUCUUUUUCUGUUUUCUGACCUCGCUUACAGAUGAGUGAUUGUUUCUGCACUCAGUGGACUUCUUGGCUCGCGCAGCUCAAGGCAGUAUCGAUGAGAGAAUAUGUAUAAUUUCACAUGAGGUCCUUGGUGUCAUAGAAUGCUUGGAGUUGAUAGAACUCGGAAAGUACACCUGGACUAGUUAAACAUUGUUCUUCCCAGUGAGCGAGGAGUUUCGUUCUAAUCAAGAAAGAAAGGAAGCGAAACCCCUGUAAAGUCAGCUGCAACUUCGCGGCACACCGUUCGUAGGUAUCCUCCUAGCCUCCUCUCAAAUCAUUCCCAUAACCAGUCUCGAAAUCCAAAAGACAAUACAACAUCCCGGAACAUUUCAUGUUAUCAAGCCUAAAGCCACAAGCCACAGGAAACCAUUUUCGUCAUCUGGAUAUAUCUUCUCAAACUCCGCCUCCAACCCCUCAAUAUCAAAAUGACUGCAACCCCGCCUCCUCCAACCUCAAACAAACUUUCUACAACCUUCACAGCCACCUGCCACUGCACAGCCAUCACUCUGACCUUUCCAAGGCCCACCAAACCGCUCAUAGAAUGUCUCUGCUCAAUCUGUCGACGAUACUCAACCCUCUGGGCGCAAUUCUCCUCUUCAGACGUCCAAAUCACAGGGGAUACGGAAUUUUACGUCUGGGGCGCUAAGGACAUCCAAUUUCACCGUUGUAGGGUUUGUGGAUGUGUGACGCAUUGGAUGCCGAGGGAAGGAGUUGAGGGAGGAGCAUAAGGUUGUGAGUGUUAAUUGUAGGAUGUUAGAGGUAGGGGAGCUGGAGGGGUUGGAGAGAGCGGUUACGAAGGGGCCGGCGUGAUAGAUGGGACUUUUUGUUCUUGAAAGGUCCUGCUUAUAGCAGAGAUUGGAUGUUUGAUGGGCAUACAUGAAAAGAAAGUGUUUGUUUGAAUUGCGUGCAAUAUAUGACUUGGUAUCAGAUGUAUCCUGAUUAACCCAUCUCCAUCUCCAC
Molecule: messenger RNA, 4916 nt
Organism: Cadophora gregata
Lineage: Eukaryota; Fungi; Ascomycota; Leotiomycetes; Helotiales; Ploettnerulaceae
Gene: RET1
Product: DNA-directed RNA polymerase III core subunit ret1, variant 2
Exons: 7
Coding region: 39-3680 (1213 amino acids)
Biological process (GO): DNA-templated transcription
Cellular component (GO): RNA polymerase III complex
Molecular function (GO): DNA-directed RNA polymerase activity; DNA binding; ribonucleoside binding
Source: RefSeq, a predicted model, not a curated record